AUGUCAUUACAAGAUCGCCGUCAGCGCCGACUUCAGGAUCUUGGAAGAGAAUGGGGACUCGACUCAGCACCACUUCCAUCGCCAUUAAUACGGCCGGAUCAUGUAUCAUCUACCAUGACCCCAGAUGACGGGUACUACGCUGAAGAGCUUCUUAAACGCCAACGGACGACAGAGCAGGCUCAACAAUCCAAGGGCGGCUUAUCGAGGGCUUUCACUACAAAGAAAAAGUCGUGGGAGUACAAAGAGAUAUACGGCGCUCUCGUCACUCAUGUCACUAAUCAAGGUUCGCCAGGGGUCGCAGAAGCGUUUAUUUCGAUGCUGAAUCAAGUGGGAGGGAAUGUCAAUUUGGCACAGAAGAGCCGAACCAGUCUUCUAACCAGGAGGAAAAGCCUUGACCUAGCACAGCGGAGCCAAGUCCUUCAAAAAGCUGUGGAAAACAGGCACAAAGAGAUGGUAGAGGUGUUGUUGCCUUUUGCGGAUGCUCUGAGUCUAGACACAUCACUGCCCAUCGCAAUGCACAAUUCGGACUUUGCCAUUGUUGAAAUGCUGGUCAGAUAUGGAGCAAGCGCUGUGCAAACCGCCGAUGGCCAGGAUGAGUUUCGACGAGCAUGCGGCAGUGGAGGUCAGGCGGACAUGAUCGCUAUGAUAUUAUCAUCAGAAGGACGACCGCCAGUGUCCUGGGUGUCCCAGUCCAUGGUGGAAGCCGCUCGAGUCGGAUGUUUGGAUACUGUGCUUGCACUUAGUCGUUCUACAGCCGACGGAAACUACGAUAGUGCUGCAGCCUUGAAAGCGGCAGUAGCCUUAGGAAGACGAGAUAUUGUAUUGGCAAUCAUAACAGGGAACAAGCCACCAAGCCAACCGGGGUUGAAUGAGGCUUUCGAUCAACUCAUGAAUCACCAGAAUAUCAACCCCAAUGAGAAGAUCGCCUUGGCGGAGGUUUUGCUUUGUGCAGGCGCGGAUGGCGAUGUGACAGCGCGGGCUUUGGUACAAGCAAGCGCCACGUACUUUAUUGAUAUGGUACAUCUCCUGGUCUCGUAUGAUGCCUCUAUCGAAUAUCAAGAUGCCCAGGCUUUACGAAAAGCGAUCUCCACCGCUAGGUUGGAUCUUGCAGAUGUGAUGCUACAUGGACCGGCACAGUUAAACGCAAAAUAUGCAUCAGAAUGCAUAGGCCUUAUUCCCAAGAAACUACGGUUCGAGGACAGAUUUACGUUCCUGGACUUAUUACUACAUAAAGGAGCCCAUGGUCCCCCUCUGGACGAAGCUUUGGUCGAUGCCACAGAUGCGGGCGACGUGGAGGCGGCAAAGCUACUCCUUACUCCCUUGUUUCCUGGCAAGAUGGCAGGCAACCAAGAUUUGAGGAAGGGCCCUAAAAGUAUGGUUUAUGAGAAGCAUGCCGUCGCAUCGACAGAUUACAAGGGCGGGUUGGCGCUGAAAAUAGCGAUAAAAAACAGAAAUGUCCCUAUUGCGAAAAUGAUCCUGGCGGCCGAGAAGCCACCAUCCAAUGACGACAUGGCGCAGGCCUUCCCUAGUGUGAGGAAUUUACCACGGCUUGAGCGUUAUCAGAUGACAGAAGCAUUUUUGGGAGCAGGACUAUCCGGUCCCUGCGUGCACUCGGGGUUGCAGAAUGCCGUUGAUGAGACCCCGCCUCAUCGGGACGAACGACUUAUCGCAUUAUUAUUGCGGUCAAACGCCGAUGUGAAUUUCAAUGAAGGAGCAAGCAUUACUGCGGCUAUCGCACAAAAAGACCUGAGUCUUCUGAACAGAUUGUUGAAAAGCAAUCCCACCCCGCAGAUCUCGGCUAAAGCGAUCCCGCGAGCCAUGGAAGUACAGGAUCCAGGGAAGAGAGCUCAAAUGGUUAGCAUGCUACUGGAUGCCGGUGCCUCCCAUGGUGGGCAGGAAGUAUCAACAGCACUGGCCACACUCCUUCAGACGAGCCCGGCGGACAAGGAUCUUCUACGCAUUCUGCUCCAACGAGGGCAGGCGGAUGUCAACGCGAACGCUGGAAGCGCGCUCGUAAAUGCUGUGCAGCAUCCAGACCCAUCAGUACUUCAGAUAGUACUGGAGAUGAGCCAGCCAAGUCCUGACACACUAGAUCACGCCAUGAGAAACCUAGGUUCAGUGCCCUCAAGUUCAGGAAAGGUUGACAAACUAGACUUCUUGAUGAGGCGGGUCGCUUCAAAAGACCCUUUGAGCCGUUUGCUGGUUGAAGAAGUCCAGAAUGUCCUCAAAACGCCACCUCCGCAGCGUGUGCUCUCUGUUUUACGGGCUCUGCUUGUAAAUGGCGCAGAAAUUGAUGCUCACAAAGCAGAAGCAUUAUGCAGGGCAGUAGGUGCGGCUAACGGCCCAGUGGUAGACCUUCUUUUCUCGGUGCGACGACCAAGUCCCCUCUCACUCUCAAUUGCGAUGCCGUAUGUUUUGAGGGUCAAAGAUCCGAUGGACCGUCUAGCGUUUGCACAUAAGUUUCUCCAAGGCGGUAUUCCGCCCAGCGAGGUCAACAGAGCUCUUGUUUUUGCUGUGACAACAUAUCCUGACGAUAUUCCUCUUAUCAACUCUUUACUUUCUCAUGCUGACACAAACGACGGUCUUGCUUUGAUCGAAGCUAUCAAGCUGGAAAAUCAGGACGUUGUAGAACUUAUAUUGAAUAAGAAACAAUUCUCGGUCGAUGUUCUAAAUGCCGGUUUUUCUCAAGCCACCAAAACGAAGAACCAGAGAACACGGAGUAUGUCCGCCAGCAGUCUGCUCAGAGCCGGUGCCUCGGGGGAAGUGGUAUCAGAUGCGCUGUUGGCAGCGGCCAUGGACGGCGACCUCGAUUUCGGCACAAUCCUCGUACGCAACGGUGGUAGCAUUGACUAUAAGGAGGGCCAGGCUGUGGUGGAGGCUUGCCGGUCCGGUGCUGCGGAUGUGUUAGGUAUGCUCUUGUCGGGUGUCUCGGAUAUCAGCCAGCAGACUUUACGAAAGGGCUUCCAAGCGGCAACCGAGUUAUCCGACCUUUCCAAAAGGGCUGCUAUUUUCAAGCUACUGUUACAGCAGGGCGCCACAGGAGAAGUUGUCGAUGCUCAAUUAGUGUCUGCUGAGAGGUUUGGCGAUGCCGGGCUAGAACUCGUACACCUGCUGCUCGUUUAUGGGGCAAGUCCAGAUUAUAACGACGGUGAAGCAGUAGUCCAGGCCACAAAAUGUGCCUUUCUCGGUAAUCUUGAGAUGCUUCUGGGCAUAAAGGAGGUCGGCGGCAAACAAAAGAAGCCUUCGUCGCAUACGCUCCUCAAGGCCCUGGAUGCCUGCUGGGGCCUUAGCAGGGAUACACGCUUUGCCGUACUUGAAUGGAUUUUUCUAGCCGGCAAGCCUGUUCCCAAUGCUGUUCACUUGGCUUUAACACAGGCAGUCAACGAAGAAGACCCCGAGGAAAGGGUUAUACAGCUGCUUGUAGCCAAUAGGGCAUCGCCGACAGCAAAUGGCUGCCAGACCUUGAUUGAUGCUACCAGGACACUGACCGCAUCUCAAUUUGCCAAGCUGCUGGAAUCGAAGGUCACACCGGAAGAGGCAUCGUUAGCAUUCAGCAAAGUAUUUGUUCCUGAUAGAGCUGGAUCGUGGCUGUCCGAGAGAGGCUUUGAGAUCGCGCGCUGCUUACUGCGAAAGGGUGCUCGUGGGGAUGUUGUAGGAUCGGCGCUCGUGGCAGUGCUCGGAGUUUACGCAGAGAACCCUGGAAACCUGGCAGACAGCUUUGUCGAACUGCUCCUGAAGUACGAUGCCGACCUUGAUUACAAUCAAGGAGAGGCAGUGCAAAUUGCCGCCACUCAGGGCAAUCCUGACCUGCUCCGCCGGCUUCUACAAGAGAAGCCAAGUGCCGAAGCUGUGACACUUGCAUUCCCCCGAAUUUUCGAGACAAGUGCUGGGGAAGACGAAGUUCAUGAAUUAAUCAACCUCUUUGUGGACCAUCAUGACGGCGGUUACCAAAUGGAUACUAUGUUCACCGAAGCUGGAUCCCAGCCAGUGAUAUUUCGGGCCCUAUCACAAUUCCCAAGAUCGAUCAAGGUAAUACAGGCUUUACUGGACAUCGGUUUCUAUCAUGAUCAAAUGACUUCUGCUAGAGUCAUGCCUGUAAUGGAAGAAGACGAACAGGUCAACCUUCUCACGUGGGCACUUCUACAACCUCAGAAGAAGAUCAGCAGCGGUGUCAUUAAUUUGGUCAUUGAUCGGGGUGCGAAAGUCAACUACGAGACACGUCUUUCCAGAGUAACCCCGUUGAUGCUGGCGAUCCAAACACGGAGACCCGACAUUGUCAAAUCUCUUCUCCUUAGUGGUGCGGAAGUCGAUGUCGCUGAUGCUAUUGGGAGGUCCCCACUGUCUAUUGCUUCAGGGAUUGGUGGAGACCUGGCCAUCACCAUGAUGUCAAACCUUCUUGCAGCAGGGGCUUCGAGAAAUGACGGCUCCCUACAUAAUGCUGCGAGAGAGCUCAACUUGCAGGCAAUGCAGAUCUUGAUAGAAUACAAGCACGAUCCCGACUUCCCAAGCCCACAACAUGGUGGGCGUAGCGCACUCGGAGAGCUGUGUCUCCAUGCCGCCGACUCAGGCGAGAUCACUGCCCUCCGCGAAAAAGCCAUGGAGAAAUGCAUAAACCUUCUUUUGCAGGACUCCGAUAUCACUCUGCACUCAGAGGGCAAGUCUGUGCUUCUACUCGCUCUAGAAUCGGCAGACCCUUUGACAAUUACCAAGGUUCUGCUACGAGCUGAUAUGUGGAAGUUCAUCAACAAGACCUUCAACCAAUAUACAGAUGGCCAAUAUACUUACUCGCCCACCCAAUACGUCUCCCGCGUUCUGCCACAAAAGGAUACUUCGCACGAACUGCUGAAAUUGCUCAAAGCGAAUCGCGGUGUCGACAUUUACUAUGCCAACUCUGGUCCCCAGCCAGACGACGCCGUCGGGAUGCCAUCACACAUCCAGGAUCAAGAAGCAGAUCGAAAAGCACGUCUUGACCGCCAGCGCCGCCAAGAUGAUGAGCAUCUACUAGCCAUAAACAGGUCGAAAGAAUUGGCGGCGGUACAGGCAGAGAUAUGGGCGAAUCAGGCCGAGCUCGAAGACGCACGAAAGAAGCGUUCGCAUGGCGCCGACAUAACAGCGAUACAGGAAAAAGCACGUCUGGAAGAUGACCUCUUCGCGCGAGCUCUGGCACAGCAACGCGCCAAGCAGAACGCCGAAGUCUCGCACCAAAAGGCCCUUACUGAAGCGUCGCGCCGUCGUGUACAGGAGCUCGGCGACGCCGAAUUAGCGUUUGAGACGCAGAAACAGCAAAAAAUGUUGGAGUGGGAACGAGAUCUGGGUAAUGAAAGGGUAGGCAAUGCAAACCAACUCAGUAGCAUCAGAAUUGGGGAACGGCAACAGGCUGAAGAGUUUGACAAGGCAGCCGACUAUCGGUUUAAACAGCGGAUACAAGAGCAAAAGAAGUUGGUGGAUAGUCAAGCUCAUCUUGCGGCGAAUAUAGGAGGAAACGGCGGUAGUACAAGCGCGAGGAGGCAGAUUGGUUUUAUAGCCGGAGAAGUGCCUUAA
Molecule: messenger RNA, 5541 nt
Organism: Truncatella angustata
Lineage: Eukaryota; Fungi; Ascomycota; Sordariomycetes; Amphisphaeriales; Sporocadaceae
Exons: 1
Coding region: 1-5541 (1846 amino acids)
Molecular function (GO): protein binding
Source: RefSeq, a predicted model, not a curated record